UAGGUCCACUACAAUUCAGAACUAGUUUUUUUUGUCGUAAUACUCACAAAUCUUUCCGUUCCCCCAAACACGCCCUCUUAUCUCCAAACAAAAAACCCCAAACAUCAUUUCGCUACUAACCACUCUCAGUCUCGUUCAACAGUACAAUAUGUAAAUGAUAAAAUUGGAGCUUGUCUAUACGUUUUGAGGAUGUGACCGUGCCAAAUAUCAUUAUAAAGAAUUGAGUUAUUUCUAACUAGCCUCCCAUCCAGUUAGGCACUGGAUUCCAUAGGAUAAAAGCUUAUCAAGAGUAGAGUUUCCUUGCAAAAUCUGGUUAAGAAUCUCUACUCAGGUGCAUGGCAAUGGUGAUCUCUUCUGUUCAUGCCACACUAUUUGCCAGGACCUCUUUCUUUUGCCAAAGUAAUGGCCUAAGAAGCUUUAGAUUGUGUUUACCUUUCUCAUCUUCAGCCGCUUCUGUCUCCUCUGACAAUCUUUCACGGAAGAAAUGGAGGCAGCCAGUGUUAUCAGUGUUAGAUCUUGGUGGAGUCAAGAUAAGCAGAGAAGAUGUGAUGAGGGAUGAUCCUACAAAUAAUGUGCCAGACAAUAUAUUUUCAAAGCUAGGAAUGCAGCUUCACAGGAGGGAUCAACACCCUCUUGGGAUACUGAAGAAUGCUAUAUACGAGUAUUUUGACACAAAUUAUUCAAAUAACUUCAACAAGUUUGAUGAUCUUUGUCCUAUUGUUUCAGUGAAGCAGAAUUUUGAUGAUGUCUUGGUUCCUAAAGAUCACGUAAGUAGGAGCUAUAAUGAUACUUACUACAUAGACCCUCAAACUGUUUUAAGGUGCCACACAAGUGCUCAUCAGGCAGAAUUAUUGAGAAGUGGAUACACUCAUUUCCUUGUUACAGGAGAUGUUUACCGUAGAGACUCAAUUGAUUCAACUCAUUAUCCAGUCUUCCAUCAAAUGGAAGGCUUUCGGGUUUUUGCUCCAGAAGAAUGGGAGGCAUCUGGAAUGGAUGCCACAUUAUAUUCAGCAACAGACUUAAAGAAGUGCCUUGAGGGUCUAGCACGCCAUUUAUUUGGUGCUGUGGAAAUGCGCUGGGUGGAUACUUAUUUCCCAUUUACGAAUCCAUCGUUUGAACUUGAAAUAUAUUUCAAGGAGAAGUGGUUGGAAGUUCUGGGGUGUGGAGUGACAGAACAAGAGAUUCUGAAAAGUAAUGGGAAAACUAAUAAUGUUGCUUGGGCUUUUGGCCUAGGGUUGGAGAGGUUAGCUAUGGUUCUAUUUGACAUACCUGAUAUUCGUCUCUUUUGGUCAAAUGACGAGAGAUUUACCUCCCAGUUCUCCAAGGGUCAGCUAGGAGUCAAAUUUAAGCCAUUUUCGAAGUAUCCUCCUUGUUACAAGGACAUGAGUUUCUGGAUCAAUGAAUCAUUUACAGAAAACAAUCUGUGUGAAGUUGUCAGAGGGAUAGCUGGGGAUCUCGUAGAGGAGGUGCAAUUGAUAGACAAUUUCACCAACAAGAAAGGAAUAACCAGCCACUGCUAUAGGAUUGCAUAUAGGUCUAUGGAACGUUCUCUUACGGAUGAGGAAAUUAACGAUCUGCAGUGGAAAGUAAGAGAACAAGUGCAGAGCAAAUUGAAUGUUGUCUUAAGAUGAGCUUUAAAUGGUGAUAAUUUUCAGCUUUGCAGUGUUUGAUCUCAAUUUUGUUAAUGUAUAGUUGUUUUAUCUUACAGCUUUAGACACAUGUAUUAUUUAACUUCUGCAUAGUGAAUAACAUACACUACAUAGCGAACCAUGACUAGCCCACAGGAAUCUGCAUUCUCUAUUUUCCUUGUGAACAUAAUGCUGUCAUGUUUUGUUGGAAAAAUUGCUUUGUUAAAAAUUGCCGAACCCUACACAUGAUAUGGUAUUUCCGCCAACAAUAAAAUGUUUUCGUGUUUCAUGACACAGCACUGAUAUGAUCUUACAGGAAAAUAAAAGAAUCCUCAUUGCCAACAGUGGGCUUGUGGACUAUUGUUUACAUUAGGGAUCCAUCUUUUUGUCUAAAUGUACGUAAGAGAUGUUUCGAUUUGUGCUAUUCAGGAUAUGCCAAAGGAAUGUAUGUAGUGACAGUUGCUAAGCUUCUGUGAUAGCAAGGUUUCGUAUAAA
This is a messenger RNA of Cajanus cajan (pigeon pea), 2123 nucleotides long. Its product is annotated as phenylalanyl-tRNA synthetase class IIc family protein. Gene Ontology annotation, biological process: phenylalanyl-tRNA aminoacylation. Gene Ontology annotation, molecular function: phenylalanine-tRNA ligase activity; tRNA binding; ATP binding. The record is from RefSeq and is a predicted model, not a curated record. NCBI's taxonomy places the organism in Eukaryota, Viridiplantae, Streptophyta, Magnoliopsida, Fabales, Fabaceae. Gene Ontology annotation, cellular component: mitochondrion; cytoplasm.